Molecule: messenger RNA, 507 nt
Organism: Mya arenaria
Lineage: Eukaryota; Metazoa; Mollusca; Bivalvia; Myida; Myidae
Exons: 1
Coding region: 1-507 (168 amino acids)
Source: RefSeq, a predicted model, not a curated record
AUGCGUCAAAAGAGCUUUGCCAUAAAUGAUGAGAUUACCACUUUUGAAUGGUCAGAAAAGCACGAGUUCACUGGAACACGAGUCUCCGCAUUGGAAUGGUCAGAGACACACGAGUUCACUGGAACAGGAGUCUCCGCCGUGGAAUGGUCAGAGACACACGAGUUCACUGGAACAGGAGUCUCCGCCGUGGAAUGGUCAGAGAAGCACGAGUUCACUGGGACACGAGUCUCCGUUGUGGAAUGGUCAGAGAAGCACGAGUUCACUGGGACACGAGUCUCCGUAGUGGAAUGGUCAGAGAAGCACGAGUUCACUGGAACAGGAGUCUCCGUCGUGGAAUGGUCAGAGAAGUACGAGUUCACUGGGACACGAGUCUCCGUCGUGGAAUGGUCAGAGAAGCACGAGUUCACUGGGACACGAGUCUCCGUCGUGGAAUGGUCAGUGGUCUCCGCCGUUGAAUGGUCAGUGAAGCACGAGUUCACUAGGACACGAGUCACCGCCUUGGAAUGA